UCCCCUUUAAUCGCGGUUGUUUCAGCUCUUUCUGCUGCUCCCCCCCCCCCCACCCCCUUCAUUCAGUCCUUAAUCAAAGCUCUGCAUUCAAUACAUCAAUGAGUUCCUUUGGCUGUCACUGCUUGGAACCCAAAGAAAUCACCCUUAACAAACCAAGUACUAAUUGAUUAAUAAUAGCAGUGCCACUCUCGGUCUGGCUGUGAAUAAAGCUGCGGUGUCAUUAUUAUACAUAUUACAUUAUGGGAUAUAUACAUAUUACAUUAUGGGAUAUAUACAUAUUACAUUAUGGGAUAUAUACAUAUUACAUUAUGGGAUAUAUACAUAUUACAUUAUGGGAUCUCCUUCUGGAUGGGAACUCGGUGAUAGCAGCCAUUGUAAAACGUCUUGGCCACGGAGCUAAUGAUUAACUCUGCAGCUCAUAAAACGUUGUGAGAGCACAACACACUGCAAAGCAACUGUCAGUCGAGCAUGAAUACAACAGGGAUAAAGGGACACCUAAAAGGAGACGGAAGCAGAGAUCCUAUGGAUAAGGGGAGACAAGCUGCAGUGAGGUUUAUCUCCAUGGAGGAAUCCACACUGAGCAGUGAGAAGAAAUGGGGAGAUUGUGGAGUACAUCAGGCUGAGGUCCGUCCUGCUCCCACUGCAGGGUUCACUGAGGGGCAAUGCAAAGACAUGGAGAGCUCUGCAGGCACUGAGCUGCUCAGUCCUGCUGCCUUGAAAACAGCGUUUUCACAAGGUUUGAACUCAGCAUCUCUUGCUAUGGGAACAAAUCCAAGCUCUCCCGAGGUAUGUAGCUCUAAAAGCAACGAGCAGCCUUCACCCUCAUCAUCUCUUGCAGACAUGGACUGCCUGGUCUGCUUUAAUAAGUACAAUAUUUACCGGCUCCCGAAGCUGCUGGGCUGUCAGCAUGCGUUCUGUGCAGUCUGCCUCAAGCUUAUCCUUAGGAAAGAAGAGAACGCCUGGAUCAUCACCUGCCCCCUGUGCAGAAAAAACACAUCUGUGUCAGGAGGACUUAUCCGCACGCUGCCAAAUAAAGAAGAGAUCAUGGAGCUCUUGGAACACCCUGAUUCAUGUAUUGAGGUACAUGGCUCUGGUAUAGGGCUGGAUAGCAGCAGCUGGGCUCAGAGCAGCCAGGACAUAUUAAACAGAGAACAAACUGUCCCAGCAGACAACAGACUGGCUGUGCAGAGACUUGUGCUGCUCCUGCUGCUUUUGGUGAUCCUCACCAUCCUCAUCCUCCCGUUUAUAUACUCCGGGAUGAUUAAAUGGGUCAUUUGUAUCAUGCUGACUUUGGGCUUGCUCAUGUCUAUGGUGCUUUGCUGCACUCCUAAGUUUUAUUGGAGCUGCAAUGGAAGCUCGCUCAGGUCGUGCCAUAAGGAGACCCACAUUGCUGCUAUUGCCUGAAACGAGGUGAGAUGCCUGGAGAUAAUGACUGGUUCCCCUUGCACGGCUCAAUGGCAGAAGCACGAGUCAGUUACUGGACUUUGAGAGCAAACACAUCAUAAAUUCAAUGUGUCUGACAUAGCCCUAAAGGCUGAACGGCUCUGCAGAGUGCUGCUUUAAUUUUAUUACUGAAAACAUAGAAAAUACAUUGAUAUGCUGACAUUCCUAAGAGAGAACUGUAAGCCUUUUAUCCCAGAUUCAUAAUGACUUUGUUUUGCUUUGGUCUUCUUGUUGGUGUCAUCUCUGCAUUACUGCUAUAGAAUAUUAUCUGGAACAUCUGACACUGAAAAUCUGCCCCCAGUGCUGUUUUCCUGCUCUCUUAACAUACCCACACCUUUCCUUGUGAUAAUUAGCCUGAUCAUCUGGGACUGGACAACUAGCCUCAAUGGAAGGGGGCAAUUUGAACCCAGUUUAUCACCUUCAUCUGUCUCAUGGAGCAAAAGGUUGUUGUCAGGGGUGGGAGAAGGCAGAGGUUGGUUGUUGAAUGCAAAAGAAGAGGUAAAAUCAACACUUGUAAUCUUGAGUCCACAACUUACACAGGGCGAGGCUCUGAGAAGCUCACGAUAUUCCAGGCUCCCUGUGUUAUUUAGCACUGAAAUGGCUCCUCUCAGCUGCAAUCCUCUAUCUGGCUUCCUUCUCUAUCCACCUCUCCUUCUGCUCUCUUUCCAUUUGGUGUGACGUUGCCCAUGGAGAUGUCCACAAUUCUCCUUGUAGAGAUAAAAAUCAAUUGUCAUGCUACGCCAAACCUGAUCUUUAUUUUAACAUAUGGAAUAUGUCCAUUAAAGCUUCAUCAUGCUACUUGGACUUCUGUGUUUCAGUUCUGUGUGCCAAUUAACAUUUGACAGCUCCCUCAUUGACAGGAACUACAGCUGAGAAAGCAUUGCAAGUUACUGUCGAGCCCUCUCCACCAGCAGCAGUGGAUGGCUGGCACUAUAAAUGUCUGUAAUGAAUGCUAACGUGAGCCUCAAUGUGAUGUGCAUGAAUACAAAGGAAUAAGCUAGAAGGGUUAAAGGAAAAGCGUGCACCAAUUGCGCAGAACACUGAUCUGAUUCAAUUGAGAAGAUAGCAAGGGGUAGAACACGCUGUCCUGAAGAUAAGAUGACAAAGAUGACAUGGGCUGCAGCCAAAACAUACCCCAAUUAAAACCUAAAGGGCAGUUUGGCCCAAGAGAAGAUACUUGGGAAGAGACCAAGUGAGACUGGCACCAAACAACACCCACAUUAGAAAGGUGUACAGGUCACACCCAGGAUCCAUUUGUUAUCUCCAGUCAAGAGAUACUGAUCCUGCAUUGAUGCUCAUAGCACACAGUAGUGCUAGAAAGGAAUGUUUUCCCUCAAAAUGGUCAUCCUGCAGCUCUG
This is a messenger RNA of Coturnix japonica (Japanese quail), 2801 nucleotides long. RefSeq names its product ring finger protein 186 (gene RNF186). The record is from RefSeq and is a predicted model, not a curated record. NCBI's taxonomy places the organism in Eukaryota, Metazoa, Chordata, Aves, Galliformes, Phasianidae. Gene Ontology annotation, biological process: protein ubiquitination. Gene Ontology annotation, molecular function: ubiquitin protein ligase activity.